Messenger RNA from Sander lucioperca (pikeperch), 3261 nucleotides. RefSeq lists its product as uncharacterized. The transcript is spliced from 6 exons. Bases 235 to 975 code for a protein of 246 amino acids. The record is from RefSeq and is a predicted model, not a curated record. Lineage: Eukaryota; Metazoa; Chordata; Actinopteri; Perciformes; Percidae.
UUGUGUCACUUCCUUCCUUUACCUCCAUCUGGACAAAUGCAGCAGCAGCAUAAAGGAAAGCCUGUUAAAUUAUUGAGAAUAGGAAAAGAAAGUGAAAUAAAGAGCAAGCUGAUAGACUCUCUGCAACUGACAACAAUUUGAACAAGCAGUUUUCACACAAGCCAUGACUUUGUCUGUACAGAGGAAAUAAAACCGACUUGGGAUGAACGUUGACCAACACUGUUACAGUCAGACAUGUGUUACUAUCUCCUCAGCACAAUCAGCUGUCUCUGCCUUCUUCAUACUGGUCUCCAUGCUGAAGAAUGCAGCCAGGGUGUUCUGGCACAACGUGAGACAUUGUAUGUACCAGCAGGGGGCAGUCUGUCUUUGUCCUGUGUGGUCCAGCACUGUGGAGGCACCUGGACAGGAAAGUGGAUGCGGACAAAUUCAACAAAUGAAAAUCUAAGUGUGAAGCACCAUCUGACCAAUGUGAUGCUCUCAGCCAAUCAAACUCGACUCAUUUUAAAUUUCCUGAGUGUCAAACAAUCAGACGAAGGUUUUUAUGGAUGCAGUGUAAAAUGGGGCCAAGGUGAUACUGGUCAGGGACAUUUCAAGUAUGUGAACGUCACUGCAGCUGUCCCCUUCCAGAGGAGUGUAUUACACAGGGUUUUGGUCUGUGCCGGUGCUUCUCUUUGUCUUCCCAUCAUUCUGGGAUUGGCUCACUGUCUAAGUUCAAAAGUCAAGCCUCAGCCACUUCCCAGGACGUUGUCCAUUCCUGCAGCUGUAUACAGAGACCAACCACACCCAGCUCCACAGCCUCCACCUCGAUGCCCCAUACCCCAGAAACGUAGCACUUCCUCUAACAAAGCUGUCCCCAAGUCUAGGCAGAAAAUUGAGGUGGUGUAUGCAGACAUUUCUCAGGAUGCACUGAGACAACAGGGAGCCACCAGAGAGCCUGACCAGUCCACUGUGUACUCAUCUGUCAGAUUUUCCUGACUGCUGUCGAAGCAGGUAGCAUAAAAGACAGCAAGUGGAGCAGAUAAUGAGGAGAUAUUGCAGCAUGCAUCAACCAUCUGAACCACCCUGAGGUGCUGCAGAGAGCAAAGACUCAGCUAUGUGGCAUAGUUUCAUUGAUAUCACCACUUUUAAUUAUCUUGAUAUGUGACUGCGGACAAGCAAAACAUUAAAUGCAGCCCGACCAAUUUAAAAGUAUUGCAGUUUUUAAAAUGUGAAACAACCUUUGUCUAUAAUAUCUACCAAGUGUGUACUGGCUUGUCGUGUGAGAUUUUAAAAAUGAGAUACCACAUAAAUGACACAAAAUACAACAUUUUAUUUUAGAAUAAAUUCUCAAUGGCACAUUACAUAACCAAAUAUACAUAUACAUGUUUAGACAUCUUUUAAAUUAAUAUAUUUCCUUUAAUCAUUUUAACCUUAUUAAUUAGCAUACUCUGCAGUUACAUUUGUACAUGACAUCAAGGCAAAAGAAGUUUUCAUUUGAAUAAAUUAAGCAUAUUAACAGAGGAAAGGCUGCAGAGCAUUUAGGCGAUACCUGCUACAAACAAAAGUACAUCUGAACUUCCCGUUUUUGUGUGAUUUCUGUCCCUGCUUCCCUUGUUCAAGGUAAUCACUGGCCUAACUGAAAACAGUUUGUAAUUGUCAACAAGCUGAUCCUUAAAGUACUUAUCAGAACUUUCUUUCAGCUUUUCUACAGCUUUCUUGCAAAACUAAAAAAGUCACCCAAAUUACAACGUAGGUGUUUGUAAUUUGGGUGAACUGACUCUCUAGGAUUUGAGUUUCAUGUGACAGAACUUCACACACUAUCCUGCCAUCCAGGAAAGGUUGUCUCCACAGUAAUAGCACAUAUGCAUUCUUUCAAAGACCUACAUGCUUGGUUGUUUGGUCACACAGGAAACACAUCUGGAUGUCUUUAAGCGUUUUCUUGAUUAGCACACUCACACCUUCCCCUGUUCUAGUUUAUGCAGCUCCAGGCUAAUGUUAUGAUACAGUUGAGGACUAGUAAACCUAUUGUCAUGUUGUGCUUGUAAGCACCUGGCUUUGCAAUUUACUUUUAAGAGACUUUGUAAUAACAACUAACAAAGCGUCAAAUCAAAAAUUAAAAAUAAAUAAAAAUAACCCUCCAAGUUCACAUUCAAUGUGUGGUUCAAAGGUUCAUUUAACCUGAAGCAUCUUUUUUUCAAGUCAUUAAUAUCAGCGCACAUGCUGGGAAGCUUUAAACCCAGGAGACUUUCCUGUUCAAAAGUUCCAACAAACAUAGACAAAGAUACAACGAGCUAGCAAGCUUCAAUGGGAGGUAUCAGAAGGUGAAAUGUUUUCAUCGGUGCACCGUCUAUUUUCAGUAUAUGUGGGUGUUAAUCGGCUACCCACGACUGUGCUGUAAGCGGAUCCAGAAGAUUCUUGUCCUCUCACAUAGUGAGAGAGAGAGAGAGAGAGAGAGAGAGAGAGAGAGAGAGAGAGAGCGAGCGAGCGCAUCAGUGAUGAAAAGGGCUUUUGAUAGAUUGUAAGGCGCGGCUUUGGCUAAAAUAAGCGCAUGGCAAAAUGUGUUGGCAGUGUCUCCUACUGUGCUCCAUAUGAGCUAAUUUCCAUUAACCAAGCACUUGAGUUCAGGGAUUUGAAGUUACCCUUACAGGUACAGAAAUGCUGCCAUAGGUAUUUUGACUGAGUUUCAGCAAUGUCGAGUUAAUAGUGCAGUAGACACAAUGCAGCAGCUAGCAAGGUUACAAAAGCAUCUCGAAAAUCAAAGGUGUUUCCUAGAAAAGCAUUUUUAUAUGCAAAGAACAUGCUCAGAUCGUACAGUAGAGAAUUGAGACUCCCUGUGUUAUCAACUCCAAAAUGCUGCUACUGUAAGUCUACAUUAUGUUUCUGUGCAUGUCUGUCUUUGUCUGCGUACUUUUUUUUUAGGCAAAAGAGGAACUGCUGCCAGACGUACCAUUCAAGGGCAAAGGCAAAAAGGGAACAUCCUGAUGUCUGACAUUUCCAAUUCCACUGAGCACUCAGCAGUCGAACAGAUAACAGUAACAGUUCAGCCAUAGUCUCAUGUUACCAUUUUUCUAGAUCACUGUAUCUCUCUAAUAAACUAGAUGCUUUAGAAAAAGCUGAGGCAGAGUCUAGCUCAGCCUGCACUCACAGUAUUACAGCCAUGCUAGGACUUCAUGUGAUGUGAACAUUUAACAACUGAGAUGCAGCAACCUGUUACAACGGCAAAGUAUUGACUAAUUUCCUUAGCCUAAGGUUGGUUAAAAAGAAAGCCAACAUGUCAGCUGC